CUCCAACCGAUGAACCAACCCUAUCUCGUGCGCGCCGCCCUUCGUAUAAAACUGCAGCGUCACUUUCCUCCCCGUGGUUCCGGCGGCGGCGCGCUAGCGAUCUUGAGAGGGGCGGAAGCAGAAGGACGCGCCGGUCACAUCGCUUCGCCCCCGCCAUGUCGAAGAGGAAGACCAGGGAGCCCAAGGAGGAGACUGUAACUCUUGGACCCACUGUCCGUGAAGGGGAGCAUGUCUUCGGAGUAGCUCAUGUCUUUGCAUCCUUCAAUGACACAUUCAUCCAUGUCACUGAUUUGUCUGGGAGGGAGACACUUGUUCGUAUCACUGGUGGCAUGAAGGUCAAAGCUGAUCGUGACGAAUCAUCUCCAUAUGCCGCUAUGCUUGCUUCUCAGGAUGUGGCCCAGCGUUGCAAGGAGCUUGGUAUUACUGCUUUGCACAUUAAGCUCCGCGCCACUGGGGGCAACAAGACCAAGACACCUGGACCUGGUGCUCAGUCUGCUCUCAGGGCACUCGCUCGAUCUGGCAUGAAAAUCGGACGCAUUGAGGAUGUGACCCCGGUUCCCACUGACAGCACUCGCAGAAAGGGUGGCAGGAGAGGAAGGAGGCUGUAGAUGUUUUUUUUUCCUGUCAUUUUUGUGGAGAAUCCUCUAUUUAAAUAUUCUUAUAUAGCUUAAAUGUUCCGGUGAAGCUUGGGUUUUGUUUUGCUCAGUGUUCUGGAUUAUUGACUGUCUGCCAAUUUGGCGAUUCUUUUGGUUAAGAAAAUUUUGCUCACAAUCAAUCUCAAGUCUAUUAAUUAUGCUUUCGUUU
Molecule: messenger RNA, 804 nt
Organism: Panicum virgatum (switchgrass)
Lineage: Eukaryota; Viridiplantae; Streptophyta; Magnoliopsida; Poales; Poaceae
Product: 40S ribosomal protein S14-2
Exons: 6
Coding region: 156-608 (150 amino acids)
Biological process (GO): maturation of SSU-rRNA from tricistronic rRNA transcript (SSU-rRNA, 5.8S rRNA, LSU-rRNA); ribosomal small subunit assembly; translation
Cellular component (GO): ribosome; cytosolic small ribosomal subunit
Molecular function (GO): small ribosomal subunit rRNA binding; mRNA 5'-UTR binding; structural constituent of ribosome
Source: RefSeq, a predicted model, not a curated record